Molecule: messenger RNA, 1039 nt
Organism: Hyla sarda
Lineage: Eukaryota; Metazoa; Chordata; Amphibia; Anura; Hylidae
Gene: TEN1
Product: TEN1 subunit of CST complex
Exons: 6
Coding region: 11-568 (185 amino acids)
Biological process (GO): negative regulation of telomere maintenance via telomerase
Cellular component (GO): CST complex
Molecular function (GO): telomerase inhibitor activity; telomeric repeat DNA binding; single-stranded DNA binding
Source: RefSeq, a predicted model, not a curated record
ACCGGUGUGCAUGCUGUUUACGCCAAGACAUGAGGUAUAUCUAUCGCAGCAGUUAUUGCCCAACUCAAACUGCUUAGUCUCGUACUUAGGAACUCAUUCUAUGUGUGUCCAACAGCGUCUUUCUUCAGGAAAAGCAAGAAGAGAAAAAAGAUUGAAGAUCAUAUUGUACACGACAAGGAUGCUUCCAGCUCCAGCUCAGUUUCAUUAUGUGUGGGAAAUCAGCUCAGGCAAUGUGACGGCUGGAUCCACUGUGAGGACUUUUGGAAGACUUAGCCUCUAUGAUCCCGCUCGGUCUGAGGCAAUGCUCACAGCAUAUCACUCUGCAACUCAGCAUAAGCUUUGCUUGAACACUCGGUUUGUGGAGCCCUUUUCUGCUCAAAUUGGAUCCUACUACCUAGCAUUAGGAGAACUAGACUCCAUGGAUGAAAAAAAUCUUGUCCUUUAUGCUCGCUUGCUGACCUGCAUUGAAGGUGUAGACCUUUCACUUUUACAAAAUGCAGUAGAAGAACAGAGAAGAUACUUUCUGGAGAGAGAAGCAGCCCGGACAAACCCCCUAAACCCAGUUUAAUUUAUUAUCUUAUUGUCCAUGACCAAUAUGUAGGCCACUGUUUCCCAACCAGGGUGCCUCCAGCUGUUGCAAAACUACAACACCCAGCAUGGCCGGACAGCCUUUGGCUGUCCGGGCAUGCUGGGAGUUGUAGUUUUGCAAUAGUGAUGUAGGCAGUUAUCUAAAUCUAGUUGAUGUUGAACAUCACUGUCACAAACGUUUGUUUCUGGAGGUCUCUGUUUAUACUUGUACAAGGUGUGCUGCAUAUUUCAGCAGCUAUUUGGCUUUAGGGACAGGAUUGUUUUACAAUUAUUAUAUUACAACAACUAAUGAGUCUGUAGAUCCUCGAAACCUUCUUAUGUAACUAAACUUGUCUGGUGGCAAAGAGACAUGCCCCAUUUAACAUUAAAGGAAAAAAGUGUGUGGUCUGUGAAAUUCUGUAAUGGAUAUAAUCUAUUUGGUGCCUCCUGAAAUAAAGAUUACCAAUCCCUA